Messenger RNA from Pieris macdunnoughi, 717 nucleotides. Lineage: Eukaryota; Metazoa; Arthropoda; Insecta; Lepidoptera; Pieridae. The record is from the annotation of a GenBank genome assembly.
AUGUUUCAUAAUUGGAGGUUAUCUGUUGUUGUCCGCCAUUUCUGCACCUGUCUCUUGUUUUAUCUGAUAUUUUGUGUCAAUAUUUCUGUAUCUAAUAUAAGACUGAGAAGUAACGGUGGCCAUUUCUUUCGUAGACAACGAAAGUCAGCAAUCCUGCUACUCGCAGUAGCAGCUACGUGCGCCGCACCAGCAUCAGACAAUAACCUCACACAGGACAAAAAUGAGCCAUCAACUCACGAGUUUCUCAGCUCCCUCGGUCUUAAGAAGCUGCGUUUACCAGCCGCCCACCACAGAAAGCGUUUAGCUGAACAAGGCAGGCGACAUGGCACCGGCGACUCCAGAAUGUUCGUGAUCAAGCUACCACCAAAUAUGAACUACUACAGCAAUAUAGACCCUGCACCAGUUGCAGCCAGGAAAUUACCCCUUCAAAUGCACGGCAACGGAAAACCAGCUCGUGUGUAUCAUUGGAACCUUCCAGUUCUCAACAAGCUGGCAAAGAACCGCCCUCAGGCGCGUCUCAAUGAUGACAUAGUGAAUGUCGAAAACACUCCAACAUGGACAAAGGCUCACCCCAAUGCAAUAGAGUCGAUAUCCUACUAUGUCCCAGCGAAGGUUCAGUCUUUCAGGAAAUACUACUCUGGUAAUGGAAAACCCAAGUCGUUUUACGUCUUAGAAAAGGACAAGAAAGCUGCGGAAUAUCACAAGUUCCUGCCAUAA